AUGCAAAACAAUUUAUCAAGAACACCAUCAAAAAAUAUAGAUCGUUUGGAAUUAUUUUUUCAACACAAUCCCGAUUCUUUUGAUAAUGACCAAAGUUACACCAAGAGAGGUCUAAACUUAAAUAUUAUUAAAAAUCCAUUUGAGGAUACACCGCCGCCAUUAAGUGUCAAUAAUAACAGUCCGCGAGUUCUUAAAGAAGAAGAAGAAGAAGAAGAAGAAGAACAGAUUCAAAAUGGUACUGAACCAAAAAACAAUAAUAACCAUAAUAUGAAUGAGACAAUUUUAAUAAAAAACAAAGUUUUUAAUGAACUUAGGUUACGAAAUCAAGAGUUGCCAGUAUUGGAGGAAAAUACGAAUGAGAACAAUGCUACCUUGCUUAAUGAAAAACUCAUAGUUCAGAAUCAAACAAGUACAACUGCAAAUGACAAUAUGAAUCAAAUUUUUGAAAAUACAAACACAAAUGCCACAAAUAUUAAUUUUGGGACAAAAAGAGAGAGCAAGCCUAAAACACAAGCUUCAAUUGUCGCAAAUGAACGUCAACAAUCUAGGGAAAUACAGUUAAUACUGAAUCCUUCAAAAGGAGAGAAAGAAUCUCAAACACAGAUAAUUGGUUCUGAACGUAUUAUAAAUACUACGAUAACGAGUAUUAGUAAAAACAUUAUAGUACCGGAUAGUAGUAAUAUUAAUAUUGAAAGUGGAAAAGACUCAGAAAAUAUAACCAGAGCUAUAAGUAAAAAUGCUGAUGAAACGACACAGGGGACACCAUUCAUUGAGAAAAUAAUUUAUGGCAAUCCAACCAAUAAAACGCGUGCCACUAAGAGCUAUGAGAAGAUUUGCAAUGGUACUCUUGUAAAUUUUGAAGAUAAUAGACCCAAUAUUGUUGUGUCUCCUUCCCCAAGUGACAUCCAAAAUUUGACACCACGUGAAAACUUGCUAAGUUUGACUCAAAAAAUAAAACAAGUGUCAAAAAAUGAGAAAGAAUCAAAGACGUUUGAUAGUUUUGUAAGUACAAAUAUGUCAACUCGUGAAAUGGCAGGUAUAACCGGAAUUACUGGAUCUAACAAUGGUAAUACUAGUAAUCAGGAAAAUAUUUCUGAUUUUCGAGGUACCAGAAUACUGGAUACCACGGGUGAAGAUGCUUCCUCAACGUGGAUAUAUAAUAGUGCUAAAAACAAAAACAUAAAUUCAGCAGUUAAUAACCACCAGGAUGUUUUACAUAACCUCGUAUUGCCUUUGGCAGGAGUUGCAAAAGAUGAAGAAGAAAGUGUUUCGAAAGUUAUACUUGUUUCCCCGGGAGAUGAUAUUUUGGGAAAAACUCAAGUACUUGCUACUCAAAUUUAUUAUGAGGGGCAUAAUGAAAAUAACAUUACAAACGGUAAUGGUUCUAUACUGGAAGAUAUCCAACAAGAAAUAAAUCGGGAGGAUGUGUGUUGGGAACAAGAAAAGAGGGAACGGCAAAAACAAGAACAAAUUGUAGUACAUAAGGUAGAUUCUGAAAAAGAUCAUUUUAUUUCAUCCCUACCCCCAAUAAAGAAUAUCAAUAAAAAAAAUGACAAUUCAGUUAGAAAACUAUAUAAGAGAAUGAAGGAUAAUAGUGAGGAAAAUAAAAGUCAUAUUGAUGAUACAUUAGAAGACAGUGGAUUCCAUAGUAAGGAUUCCAAGGAAGGAAUGCAAAAAAAUGAAGAAGCAGAAGAAGAAGAAGAAGAAGAAGAAGAAGAAGAAGAAGAAGAAAAGGAAAAAGAAAAAGAAAUGGAAAAAGGUGAAGAUGAUGUUAGUGAAAUUAAUUUUUUCAAUCUUAAAACUCGUCAAAAUGCUUUGGUCACUGGCCAAACUUUGAAACAUCAAGAAGAGAUGUUUGUAUCUUCGCCAAAAAAAAAAAGUAGACAGAUAACCACACAUAAUGAUUUAAAUAUAAUAAACUCGAUGCCACUAUCAAUAUCUAAAAAUAUAGAAGUGUUUUCCUUGGAAGCACAAGACGUUGUAAAAAAUAACGAUCGCGAACACUUUGAUAUUAUUAAUCCUAACUACAAUUAUAUUCAUAAUAAUCAUAAUAAUACUACAAAUAGCGACAUAAAAUUAGGAUAUGUAAAAAAAAAGACAAUGGUAUCACAAGAAAGUGAUGAACUACUUUUAGUUGACGCAAAAAGAUUAGGCAAGAGAAAAAAAAAAUUAAAUCAAGAAAAGAUAUUUGGAAACGAGGAUGAUGAAGGGGAAGAAAACCAUGGAAUGGUGAGUGAAGAGAUAGAAAUUGAAAACAAUAUUGAGAAACAACGCCCUUUAAACUUUAGUAUUGAUGGUGGCAGAAAUGUAAGUGUAUCCUCCAUACCUAAUAUUACUAACAUUAGUAUGACUGACAAUUCGGCUAUGACUUACCUUUUAGCCUUGAAUGACAUAGAUUCUAUUAAUGAAGACUGGACGUUAACUUUUAAGGAUAUACAUUUCCCCAAUUCAGUUUGGUGUUUUUAUAAUUCUAAUUACCAUUAUUAUCCUGGCCAUGUCUUAAAUAUCGGAAAGAUUAAAUCCAGAAUUAAAUUUGAAAGUGACAUUUGUGAAAUCGGCAAUAAUGAUUUAUAUUUUUUAGACAUUAGAAUUGGUGAUCAUGUGCAUUUGGCACAUUGUUCAUAUGUUGUUGUUGGCCUGAAAUGCAAGUACCCAAGAGAUAAAGAUUUAAUUAGAUGUAUCAGAGGUUAUGAUACAGUUUUUUUGGAAAAUGCAAAGAACAAGAAACAUGAAAAGGAUAGUGGUAAUAGAAAAAAUGGAGGCAAUAAUAAUUUCCAUACUAGUAUCACUGGCGUUAAUAAUCAGAAUUUAGAAGUACUUUUAUCUUCGGUAACAAUGAGCUUGGAUGAUUGGAUUAGCCGUGCCAAAAUAGGUUGUUCCUUUAAAUCCUAUUAUAAUAUAGACACAUCACCAUCUAAGCAUCAAAUAAUGCUGAGUAAGUUUAUGGCUUUAAAAGAAAAUAAUCAAAGAGAUUCUUAUAAUAUGAAUUUUAAGCAUGAAGCAUUUGAUAUGCCGUGUAAUAAUGACACUUAUCAAGAGACAGAAGAUGCUAUUGAUGAGGAUUUUGUAUCCACUACUAAUGUUGUUAAUACUAAUGAUCAUAAUAUCCUACCAAAGAAAAAAUAUAUUAAAAAUGUUAAGAAUAUAAAUAAAGUGACUACCAGGAAAAGGCGACUAAAUAAUCAUGGGGUUCCUUCCAAUUGCCUUUUACCAUCGCCGUCUAAAGAAAAUUCAGUUGAAAGAAAAUUAAGAAAAAUUGCCAAUAGCAGUAAUAACGGAUCAAAUUCUAAUAAUGAUUCCGUUAAACGACCCCAAAAAAUUUUGGUUAAUACUGAAAAGACUAGUGAUGGUAGUAUUUUAUCCUCAGCCGUUAAACCAGUUGAUUUAACAAAAAACAUAUUUGAUAAAUAUCUCUUCAUAAUUAGUGGAUUAGAAGUAAAACUACGGGAUGAUUUAAAAAGUCUGAUAUUUGAAUUUGGUGGAAUUGUUUUGGACAAAGAAUUUUCUCAAUUAGUAAAUAUAUCAAAGAAAAACAACAAAUUGCAAUAUGCAGAUGAUGAUACUUGUAUUAGUUCUUCAUUUAAUCAUUUUUCCUUUAAUUGGACCGAAAUUUAUAAGUCAAUAGUUAAAAAUAAUUUUCCAAAGAAAGAAGAGAGCCAAUUUAAAUUUGUUGCGUUAAUAACGGAUAAAUAUAGUAGAAAUAGGAAAUAUAUCGAGACAUUGGCUCUAGGAUGGCCAAUAUUACAUUAUAAUUUCAUAUAUGAUUGUAUUCAAAAUUUUUCUUAUGAUACAAAUAGUAGUAAUGCUAUUAUUACUACUAAUGUCACUGCUUCCGCUGUUACCAAUGAAAAACAAAAAGAAAUGCUACGAGAAUACCAUUUAAAAAGCAUAUACAAUUAUUUAUUGCCUAGUGGCGAAAGCAAUAGACUUUAUGGGAAUGUUAAAUCUUAUAAUAUAAAUAAAUACUACGAAAAUAUUAUUUUGAAUAAAAAAUACGAUCAACUUUUUAAUUGUAAUGCCAUAGAUUUAUCGGAUUAUAUUGCGAUUAUAUAUGGAAAAUCUGAUGUUACUGAGUUGAUAAAGUUUUUCUUUGCCAUUUUUAAAUCCCGAUUGGUACUCCAUGUUGAUGAAAAGUAUGAUCUUUUACAAAAGACUAUAGAUUUUGUUUUUGAAAAUGGCAGAGAAAAUGAUACCAUCACAAAAUUCACAAAAAUUUUAAUAUUUUAUGCCGAUAAGGAUGCCAGGAUCAGUGCUGGAAGCCCUGAUGAUUUACAAGUUAACGAUACACAUGGUUUAGAAAUUAAGAUUAUUGAUCAAGAAUGGUUAGUUCAAUCGAUUAUUUUUGGUAAGUUGUUAAUAUGA
Molecule: messenger RNA, 4362 nt
Organism: Saccharomycodes ludwigii
Lineage: Eukaryota; Fungi; Ascomycota; Saccharomycetes; Saccharomycodales; Saccharomycodaceae
Gene: RAD9
Product: chromatin-binding protein RAD9
Exons: 1
Coding region: 1-4362 (1453 amino acids)
Biological process (GO): DNA damage checkpoint signaling; positive regulation of transcription by RNA polymerase II
Cellular component (GO): nucleus
Molecular function (GO): histone binding
Source: RefSeq, a predicted model, not a curated record